Molecule: messenger RNA, 2780 nt
Organism: Saccostrea echinata
Lineage: Eukaryota; Metazoa; Mollusca; Bivalvia; Ostreida; Ostreidae
Product: neurogenic locus notch homolog protein 1-like
Exons: 19
Coding region: 228-2348 (706 amino acids)
Biological process (GO): proteolysis
Cellular component (GO): membrane
Molecular function (GO): metalloendopeptidase activity
Source: RefSeq, a predicted model, not a curated record
GUGCAAGACUAAGUCGGGCGGUCGAACUCAUUCAGAAAACUGCUCAUAACAUCUCACAAACUACUUGUGUGAAAUGGAGAUUAAGGACAAGUGAGGAUAAACAUUUCAUAAAAUUUAUUGGCAAUGACGAUGGAUGCUGGUCGUUUGUUGGAAAUAUAAGCGAUGAAGGUGGGCAAAUUCUUUCCCUUAGUGAAGGAUGUUUAGAUGAAUAUGCCGUAUUACAUGAAAUGCACCAUGCAAUGGGCGGUCUUCAUGAACAACAGAGAAACAAAAGAAGGGAUUUUUUGAAAAUCAACUGGGAAAAUAUCGAACCUGAAAAUAAUGAUCAGUUUAGUCUCGAUCAACAUACCAAAAACAGAGAAGUUUAUGACUACAUGUCAAUUUUACAAUAUCACCUUACGGCAUUUUCAACAAAUAAUAAGAAUACAAUGACAAUACCUGAUAAGGACCUAGAGUAUCUUAUUUCAAAUCCCAAGUACAUGUUCUCCUUCUAUGAUAUGGCAGAGGUUAACAAGGCGUAUAAAUGUCCAACAGCUAGCUGUAGUGUAACCUGUAAGAAUGACGGGUUUAGAAUGCAGGCAGUAGAUCAGCAGACUUGCCAUUGUCAUUGUCCUUCUGGGUUAAAGGGCACAACUUGUGAAGAGUUGGACACUGACGUCGGUUGUGGGGAAACCAUUACGCUUUUUAAUGGCGAAUCACGUGACAUUAAUAUGACAUCUUACAGUUCUGGAAAAAUGUGUACAUGGCUGGUGAAGGCUGAAUCUGAUUCGGUAAUCAAAGCUAUCGUCACAUCCAUUGAUCUUCCCUUUAGCGUUAGAAAGGAGUGCUACCACUGGUUGGAAAUCCGUGAUUACCUCAUUGGAGAUCCUGGAAAAGAACUGUGUGGGAAAUCUACAACUCCAAUAACAUAUACCCAAGUGAAUAUUGGCGAGGCUUCGCCUUUCAUGAUCCGAUUCAACAGUAAGAACAACCACUUACCAGGGACCGGUUUCACAAUUAGAAUGGAGGUCUUCCAAUCAGGUUGUAUGAGUUCUCCUUGCAAGACGGGGUCAACAUGCGCAGAAGGAGGCAACGGUGGAUCAUACACAUGUACAUGCAAAAACGGACUGUCAGGAGAAAACUGUAAUGAAUUUGGAGCACUGUCAGAGAAUUUCUGCAAGUUUGAAGAUGAUUUUGGGACAUGUUUAUUUGACCAAGAUAAAUCGGGGGAUAUUUUAUGGAGCUUCAAUACGAGAAUUUGUGAAAGUGAAGAUGGACCAUGUAUAACACACGGUAAUGACUACCAGUUUCUAACCAUGACUCCAUUCUACGACGAUGUUCCAUACACCGCCGAAUCAAAAGCCAUUAUAAAAACAAGAGCUCAAAUUGCAGCCAAUGACCGAUGUCUAUCUUUCGACUAUGCUAUUGGCGAACUUCCAUCAGGCGAAGCUCCAGCAGAAAUAACCGUAUAUAUAGAUGGAAGUGAAAAGAAGAGGUCCAAGUUAUAUAAUAUCAAAACAACAACAAAUUACAAAUGGCGGACUGCAAUCGUAUCUGUCGACUCCAUGGAGGAUCUAGUGAUCACCAUAGAGGGCAUUUUGGGAAAUUCCUUUGUUGGAGUGGACAAUAUAUCUCUUCGUCCAGGAUUGUGUACAAAAUGUAUAUCUAAUCCCUGUAAAAAUGGCGGAACUUGUGAGGAAUUGAAUUCACCCACCGAAACUGGAUACGUAUGUACCUGUCCAGAAAGAUUUUCAGGGGAAAUAUGUGAAAUCGAUGUAUGUUUCAACCAUGAUUGCCAGAAUGGGGGUACAUGUGUAGCAGACAAGGACAAUAUACAAGGUUAUAAGUGCAACUGCGUAAUAGGUUAUGUCGGAGACAAAUGCGAAGGUCGUUCUUGUCGUUUUGAAGUUGAUAAUGACCCAGCUUGCUUCUUGGCUACAGACGAUGAUACAUCUUCUUGGUUUAGAAUAAUGGGAGCGACGCCUUCAAGUGGAACGGGUCCAUUAUAUGCAUAUGAGGGAUAUUACUAUUUUUAUUUCGAGGCUACUGAUUGUUCAAAGGGGGGACAUUAUUAUGUCUAUGAUGACAAUGUUGAAUUUGAGAACAAGACGUACUGCCUUAGUUUGGCUUACCAUAUGUAUGGAAGCGGUAUGGGAACAUUUUCAAUCUAUACAUACAACAAUGACCUCGGCUUUAAAGAACACUUUGCCGUCAGUGGAACACAAGGGAACGAAUGGCAUACUACUGACGUUAAUUUGCCACUUAAUAAAGACACUUGGAUUGCAAUUGCGGCAAUCAGAGGAAACACGUACCGGAGUGAUAUAGCAAUCGAUGACGUAAUUCUCAUGCCUCAACCAUGUUCACAAUGAUGCCAAAGAAGAAAAACUUUUUUAUCAAUUUAGAUUCUAUUUAUAUGACUUAUAACUAGAGAAUUAGCAUGUGUACUACUUCAACUAUUAUUUGUAACGCACCAUAUUAAAUGUGAUUUAAUUUUACUGAAUAACUUUAAGAUGGGCUUGAUGUAAAGGCGCGUAUUUAUUGUAUAUUUUCCAUUUUUAUGAAUAGAUUUUGCCAACAUUUGUUAUCGUUAGACUUUCAUCUCUUAUCCAUAGGCUUAUAAUUUGUUUGAUGUAACCUUCAUAUAUACUGGGCUAAAAACAAGGUAUGAUCGAGGUUUUUUUUAACUCUAAAUCUUACGAGACUACUUUUCGAAUUAUAUUCCUUUUUCAUAUUAAAUGAACAGAUUUUUCAGAAGUUAAUAAAUAUAUCUUUUUAUCAUAUAAACAAAUGACUAAGCAUGU